Molecule: messenger RNA, 835 nt
Organism: Anoplophora glabripennis (Asian longhorned beetle)
Lineage: Eukaryota; Metazoa; Arthropoda; Insecta; Coleoptera; Cerambycidae
Product: alpha-crystallin A chain-like
Exons: 1
Coding region: 110-625 (171 amino acids)
Biological process (GO): protein refolding; response to heat
Molecular function (GO): protein folding chaperone
Source: RefSeq, a predicted model, not a curated record
UGCAGAUCUGUUUCCGUAGCUGCCAGUUGAAACUUGAAAUUGAAGUCGAUUAAAUAGUAAUCGUUACGAGUUAUUUACAAGAGUGUAAGUGAAGCGUCGAAUAUUAAAAAUGUCUUUACUUCCGUGGUUCGAAGAUUCGCCAUUGUACCGCCCAAGAUACCAAGUAUCGACAUGGAGAGAUCCUGAAGACUAUUUGACGAGGAGCUUGUUAAGAUAUCCCUUGGAGGAAAUCAGAAAUUUGAGCUCGUUGCUCCAGGACACCGGAGUUUCCGUUUCAUCGGACAAAGAUAAGUUCCAGGCUAACGUCGAUGUGGCGCAGUUCAAACCAGAGGAAAUCUCUGUGAAAAUAACGGGCGAUAACGUCGUGACCGUGGAGGGAAAACACGAGGAGAAGGAGGACGAGCAUGGGUACAUCUCCAGACAUUUUGUAAGAAGAUAUGUCCUUCCGGAGAACUGUAAUAUCAAAGAAGUCAAAUCUAAGCUGUCCUCCGAUGGAGUCUUGACCAUCACGGCUCCUAAAGUGAGUGAAGAGAAGGCCAUUGAGCAUAGGGAAAUUCCUAUUACGAAAACGGGCCAGCCGGUAAAGAGAGUAGAACAAAAACCUUCAGAAGAAUCGAAGAAAUGAAGUACCUACAAUUACUGAAGAAGUAAAGUACAAUUACGUACAUAUUCAAUGUAUUAAAAUGUUUUUCUUACAUUAUUGCUUGUUUUGUUAUGUUGGACUGAUUUGUUAAUAAGGUCAAUUUAGUUUGUUUUUGUAGAUUUUUGAAAUACUUUUGUAUUGUACCUACCUACAUUUUCAUGUUUCUGAAAUGAAUAUACUUGUCCAACUAAA